Dendrobium catenatum is the source of this 327-nucleotide messenger RNA. Its product is annotated as egg cell-secreted protein 1.2-like. The transcript has a single exon. The record is from RefSeq and is a predicted model, not a curated record. Lineage: Eukaryota; Viridiplantae; Streptophyta; Magnoliopsida; Asparagales; Orchidaceae. Gene Ontology annotation, biological process: regulation of double fertilization forming a zygote and endosperm; regulation of protein localization to cell surface; double fertilization forming a zygote and endosperm. Bases 1 to 327 code for a protein of 108 amino acids. Gene Ontology annotation, cellular component: extracellular region; vesicle.
AUGGCGAAAUCAGGAGCUAUUGCUUACGCCAUCCUCUUCCUCGUAAUCGUGGGCACAACCAUUCCGACAGCCUCAUCAUUCCAACUCCUCCCUGACAUCUUCAAGUGCUGGAAAGCCAUCGUUGAGGUCGAACACUGUGUGGUGAAGCUUAUUCCUAGCUUCCUUAACUUACAUAUAAGGCUCACCCAAGAAUGUUGCAAGGCUUUCGUGCACAUUGAAGAUAGUUGUCUUCCUGCUGUGUUCACCGCUCCUGUGUUUGGCCCCGGGUUGUCCAACUUCACCUCCAGCGUUUGUGGCGUAUUUGCCGAUCCGCCAGCUUCGGCUUAA